Messenger RNA from Ruditapes philippinarum (Manila clam), 722 nucleotides. RefSeq lists its product as uncharacterized. Lineage: Eukaryota; Metazoa; Mollusca; Bivalvia; Venerida; Veneridae. The record is from RefSeq and is a predicted model, not a curated record. The transcript has 3 exons. The coding region runs from base 93 to 608 and encodes 171 amino acids.
GUUUUUGAAAUACUCGUAUAUCUAAAAUCCCAGAUGAAUUUUAUUUAUUGUGAGCAUUUGAAGCUACUGUGAAUAGUUGGAGUAUUUGAAGGAUGGCUACUUUUACAUACAUUUACAUCUUCACAUUUGUCUUUCUUUUAAGUAUAAAAGGACAAACAAGACCCGAUGAUAGUAAUUGUGCUAAAAUAGUUCAACCAUCUGAGGAUAGUCCUAGCAGCUAUAGUUCGGAUGCGUCUAGCUCUAAUAGCUCGAGUUCGGAUGGGUCUAGCUCCAGUAACUCAAGUUCGGAUGGGUCUAGCUCUAGUAGCUCAAGUUCGGAUGGAUCUAGCUCAAGUAGCUCAAGUUCAGAUGGGUCAUCCUCUAGUAACUCAAGUUCGGAUGGGUCUAGCUCAAGUAGCUCAAGUUCGAAUGGGUCUAGCUCUAGUAGCUCCAGUUCGAGCGACUCAAGUUCAAGUUCAGAUUCAGGCGAUGAAGAUAUGUCUACACAGACGGAACACGAAGAAAAUGAAGGAACAGAAGCAGACGAUAAUGAAGGAACAGAAACAGGCGAUAAUGAAGGAACAGAUGCAGGCAAUAAUGAAGCAACAGGAGCAGGAUUUAACGGAUAGGAUAGACCGUCAAAAGAGCCAUUUGUAUCUGACUUUGUCGAACAAGCUACAUAAUUAUUUAUUAAUUAAAAGAAUGGUUUGAUAAUUAAAAAUAUUAAAAUUUGCAAGGUCGAA